GUCAUCAUCAUCAUCAGCAGAGUCAUCAUCAUCAGUGCCAGAGUCAUCAUCAUCAGUGGCAGAGUCAUCAUUGCCAGAGUCAUUAUCAUCAUCAUCAGCAGCAGAUUCAUCAUCAACAUCAUCGGCAGCUUCAUUAUUGGCAGGGUAAGCCUCAUCAUCAGCAGUAGAUGCAUCAUCGGUACCAUCAUCAUCACCAGCGGUGACAUCACGCCCACCUUUGUCACUGUUGCCACUGCCUCGUGCCACGUGUUACACCUGUCUCGUGCCACGUGUUACACCUGUCUCGUGCCACGUGUUACACCUGUCACGUGCCACGUGUUACACCUGUCUCGUGCCACAUGUUACACCUGUCACGUGGCACGUGUUACAUUGGGCCUGCCUCGUGCCACGUGUUACACCUGCCUCGUGCCACGUGUUACACCUGUCACGUGGCACGUGUUACGUUGGGCCUGCCUCGUGCCACGUGUUACACCUGUCACGUGCCACGUGUUACACCUGUCACGUGGCACGUGUUACACCUGUCACGUGGCACGUGUUACACCUGUCACGUGCCACGUGUUACACCUGUCACGUGCCACGUGUUACACCUGUCACGUGCCACGUGUUACACCUGUCACGUGCCACGUGUUACACCUGUCUCGUGCCACGUGUUACACCUGUCACGUGCCACGUGUUACACCUGUCACGUGCCACGUGUUACACCUGUCACGUGCCACGUGUUACACCUGUCACGUGGCACGUGUUACACCUGUCACGUGCCACGUGUUACACCUGUCACGUGCCACGUGUUACACCUGUCACGUGCCACGUGUUACACCUGCCACGUGCCACGUGUUACACCUGUCACGUGCCACGUGUUACACCUGUCACGUGCCACGUGUUACACCUGUCACGUGGCACGUGUUACACCUGUCACGUGCCACGUGUUGGGCCUGCCUCGUGCCACGUGCCACGUGUUACACCUGUCACGUGGCACGUGUUACACCUGUCACGUGCCACAUGUUACACCUGUCACGUGCCACGUGUUACACCUGUCACGUGCCACGUGUUACACCUGUCACGUGGCACGUGUUACACCUGUCACGUGGCACGUGUUACACCUGUCGUGCCACGUGUUACACCUGUCUCGUGCCACGUGUUGGGCCUGCCUCGUGCCACGUGUUACACCUGUCACGUGCCACGUGUUACACCUGUCACGUGACACGUGUUACACCUGUCACGUGGCACGUGUUACACCUGUCACGUGACACGUGUUACACCUGUCACGUGGCACGUGUUACACCUGUCACGUGCCACGUGUUACACCUGUCACGUGCCACGUGUUACACCUGUCACGUGCCACGUGUUACACCUGUCACGUGCCACGUGUUACACCUGUCACGUGCCACGUGUUACACCUGUCACGUGCCACGUGUUACACCUGUCACGUGCCACGUGUUACACCUGUCACGUGGCACGUGUAACACCUGUCACGUGCCACGUGUUACACCUGUCACGUGCCACGUGUUACACCUGUCACGUGCCACGUGUUACACCUGUCACGUGCCACGUGUUACACCUGUCACAUGCCACGUGUUACACCUGUCACGUGGCACGUGUUACACCUGUCACGUGCCACGUGUUACACCUGUCACGUGCCACGUGUUACACCUGUCACGUGGCACGUGUUACACCUGUCACGUACCACGUGUUACACCUGCCACGUGCCACGUGUUACACCUGUCACGUGCCACGUGUUACACCUGUCACGUGCCACGUGUUACACCUGUCACGUGCCACGUGUUACACCUGUCACGUGCCACGUGUUACACCUGUCACGUGCCACGUGUUACGCCUGUCACGUGACACGUGUUACACCUGUCACGUGCCACGUGUUACACCUGUCACGUGCCACGUGUUACACCUGUCACCUGUCACGUGCCACGUGUUACACCUGUCACGUGGCACGUGUUACACCUGUCACGUGGCACGUGUUACACCUGUCACGUGGCACGUGUUACACCUGUCACGUGGCACGUGUUACACCUGUCACGUGGCACGUGUUACACCUGUCACGUGGCACGUGUUACACCUGUCACGUGGCACGUGUUACACCUGUCACGUGGCACGUGUUACACCUGUCACGUGGCACGUGUUACACCUGUCACGUGGCACGUGUUACACCUGUCACGUGGCACGUGUUACACCUGUCACCUGUCACGUGCCACGUGUUGGGCCUGCCACGUGUGAUGGGUGGCUCCUUGCGGCAGCAGCGGCAGCGCCACCGACACCGGCACCGGCACCGUCACCGUCACCGUGGGUUUGAGAGGCGUUGCGACCGGGGGGAGAGAACCAAGGCCACUUUUUUCCACUGCCACAAGCGAGCCGUGCCAGCACGGUUACGGGUUUUUGGGGUUUUUCCACACUGCCACAAGCGGAGCCGUGCCAGCACGGUUACGGGUUUUGGGGUUUUUCCAUUAGCACAAGCGGAGCCGUGCCAGCACGGUUAUGGGUUUUGGGGUUUUUCCAUUAGCACAAGCGGAGCCGUGCCAGCACGGUUAUGGGUUUUGGGGUUUUUCCAUUAGCACAAGCGGAGCUGUGCCAGCACGGUUACGGGUUUUGGGGUUUUUCCAUUACCACAAGCGAGUCGGAACCAGACACCGCCUGUGCACAGAAAUGCUAGAGGUCACGGUUUGCGGUGAUUUAUCCACUGCCAAAGCAGUGCCGUGUCAACGCAGCCGGUAACCGUGCUGGGCACAGGCUGCAUUGGCACGGCUCUGCUUGUGGCAAUGGAAAAAAAACCCACAACCUGUAACCGUGCUGGACACAGGCUCUGUUGGCACGGCUAGGGAAGUCCGCAACCUGUAACAUUUCUGGGCGUAGGCUGUGUUGGUACGGCUCGCUUGUGGUAAUGGAAAAACCUACAACCUGUAACCGUGCUGGACACAGGCUGUUUUGGCACGGCUGUGGAAAACCGUGACCUGUAACCGUGCUGGACACAGGCUGUGUUGGCACGGCUGUGGAAAACCGUGACCUGUAACCGUGCUGGACACAGGCUGUGUUGGCACGGCUGUGGAAAACCGUGACCUGUAACCGUGCUGGACACAGGCUGUGUUGGCACGGCUGUGGAAAACCGGGACCUGUAACCAUGCUAGGUACAGGCUGUGUUGGCACGGCUGUGGAAAACCGUGACCUGUAACCGUGCUAGGCACAGGCUGUGUUGGCACGGCUGUGGAAAACCGUGACCUGUAACCGUGCUAGACACAGGCUGUGUUGGCACGGCUGUGGAAAACCGUGACCUGUAACCGUGCCAGACACAGGCUGUGUUGGCACGGCUGUGGAAAACCGUGACCUGUAACCGUGCUUGGACACAGGCUGUGUUGGCACGGCUGUGGAAAACCGUGAGCUGUAACCGUGCUGGACACAGGUUGUGUUGGCACGGCUGUGGAAAACCGUGACCUGUAACCGUGCUGAACACAGGCUGUGUUGGCACGGCUGUGGAAAACCGUGACCUGUAACCGUGCUGGAAACAGGCUGUGUUGGCACGGCUGUGGAAAACCGUGAGCUGUAACCGUGCUGGACACAGGCUGUGUUGGCACGGCUGUGGAAAACCGUGACCUGUAACCGUGCUGGACACAGGCUGUGUUGGCACGGCUGUGGAAAACCGUGAGCUGUAACCAUACUGGACACAGGCUGUGUUGGCACGGCUGUGGAAAACCGUGACCUGUAACCGUGCUGAACACAGGCUGUGUUGGCACGGCUGUGGAAAACCGUGACAUGUAACCGUGCUAGGCACAGGCUGUGUUGGCACGGCUGUGGAAAACCGUGACCUGUUACCGUGCUAGGCACAGGUUGUGUUGGCACGGCUGUGGAAAACCGUGACAUGUAACCGUGCUGGACACAGGCUGUGUUGGCACGGCUGUGGAAAACCGUGACCUGUAACCGUGCUAGGCACAGGCUGUUGGCACGGCUGUGGAAAACCGUGACCUGUAACCGUGCUAGGCACAGGCUGUGUUGGCACGGCUGUGGAAAACCGUGACCUGUAACCGUGCCAGACACAGGCUGUGUUGGCACGGCUGUGGAAAACCGCGACCCGUAACCGUGCUGGAAACAGGCUGUUUUGGCACGGCUGUGGAAAACCAUGAGCUGUAACCGUGCUGGACACAGGCUGUGUUGGCACGGCUGUGGAAAACCGUGAGCUGUAACCGUGCUAGGCACAGGCUGUGUGUUGGAACGCGGCGUUGCGAGCGUUGGGAACUCAUGGCGUUUAUUUAACAAAAAUAAAAAAGAGAUUUCGCUCAGAAAA
Molecule: messenger RNA, 4285 nt
Organism: Petromyzon marinus (sea lamprey)
Lineage: Eukaryota; Metazoa; Chordata; Hyperoartia; Petromyzontiformes; Petromyzontidae
Source: RefSeq, a predicted model, not a curated record